UCAUGUGCUUGUCCAAGUCGUGUUAUCAGGCCAUCUCCGAUCCUCAAUUCUUCCACCUUCACCUCCAUCAUUCCAACCAAAGCAACAAACAAUUUCUCCUUCAGAUUAGUGGGAGCCCUCUAACUCUGCAAUCUUUGUCUUUCUGCCAUCAUCAAUUGCUUCGAGAACCGGUGACAUUGGAUCCACCUAUUCUGCUUCUGUCUGAUUGGCGGUGGGAAAUGGUCGGUUCCUGCAACGGGGUUCUGUGUUUGACAACUUCUCCUGAAUCCAUUCACUAUUUAGGUAUUUUAAACCCUUCAAUUCAAAAGUUAAAGCUUGUUCUUUUUCCCGAUUUGGAGGAUUCCUUCCUUCUCUCUGACGGUCUUGAUGGGCCGGUGGAUGGAACAUACAUUUCAACUGAAAUUGGGUUUGGUUUUGAUUCCCGCACAAGUGAUUUUAAGAUUGUGAUCAUUUUUCAAGAAAUAUUUACAGGAAGAUGGAGACAAGUUCAAGUUUACUCGCUAAGAAAAAAUUCAUGGAAGGUUCUUAGUAAUGUUCCCAAUUCUUUAUACGAUAUGUAUGAGCCUCAAGUAGUUGUUAAUGGAGCUUUUUAUUGGUUUGUAAACUCUGUCAUCAGUGAUUAUUUCUCGAUCUUGAUGUUUGAUUUCACUGAUGAAACAUUUAAAGAGAUUAAGAUGCCAUAUUGUUUCGAUGAAGAUCUAGGCGAAUUUGAUAGCUUGGGGGAAGUCAAGGGAAAACUAUCCUUGCUGCAUUUUGAUGUAAAUUCUUCUACGGAUGUUUCAUUGGAGCUGUGGAUGAUGGAGGAUUCUGGUUGGGUUAGACAAUUUGUUGUCAAUGUGAGGCAGCUUCGUGCACCUAUAUGCUUGGCCAUGAAUGAUGAAGUUAUGCUACUGUCAACACUUUUUAAUGUUGGCCAUAUUCUUUCUUGUGACCUCAAGACCUUGGAGUUGACUGACCAUGAAGUUGAGGAGCGGACACCCCAUGCUUUUACCUAUACACCGAGCCUGGCCUUACUUGGGGAAGAAAACUAGUGGUUGAAAACUAGUGGUUUGAGGACCUCUGAAUGAUUGCCUGCAGAAUCGCUUGUCCAAUUCACAUGCCUGUCCAAGCUGUGGUCUCAGGUUAUCAUUAAGUUCUCAAUUCUUCCUCGACCUCCUUCACCAUAUCAAUCAAACAAAUAAAAAGUUUCUCCUUCAGAUUAAAUGCAAAAGAUCUCUGCAGCUUUGAUUAAUCUCAGAUGUAGAGAUACUGAACACAUCCCUGCAUGGUUGGUGGUUGUUUAAAAUUGUUGGUAGCUUAUGAUUGUCACAGCUUUUUUGUUCUAAAUCCUUCCAUCAAAAGACUCAAGUUUCUCCCCAAUCCUCCUCCUUGAAGUUUCUACCUUGGCUCCCUAUGUGAUGUUGAUGUUGGUUUUGGUUAUGAUUCCUCCACCAAUGAUUUCAAAGUGGU
Molecule: messenger RNA, 1449 nt
Organism: Rubroshorea leprosula
Lineage: Eukaryota; Viridiplantae; Streptophyta; Magnoliopsida; Malvales; Dipterocarpaceae
Source: the annotation of a GenBank genome assembly